UAAUAACAAAGAACAUUCCUUUACUUAAUUUUUUUAAUUCUAUUUUUUCCUAUUUGUUAAGUAUUAUUUCUCGAUUUUCUAAUUGAAAAAUUAUUUUUCUUGUAAUUCGUCGCUUGAAGCAUCGAUAGAAACACGUGGAUAUCCGAAAAAAUUAUUGGAAAUAUCGAAAAAAAUAAAAUAAAUUCUCGAAAAUGCCGCCAUUGUUUGCCCUCACAAUUGAACCAACAAACGCCCAAGAAGUAGUCACAAUAGAUCUCGUGAAUUCGACGCAAGAAGAAGAAGAAGCAGAAGAAAACCCUCCAAAUAUGACUCAAACAAGUGACGAGGGAACAGUAACCUCUGACGAAGUCCAAUUCGAAGAAAGUGUUCUCACAAAAUGCAUUUGUCAAGGAUGCGAAAAUCCCCCAAAGAACGACGAAAAUUUAGAAGGCGUUUUGUGUAGUAAUGAAUGCGCCGUCAAAUAUUCCCGUGAUGUCUUCCGAAUGUGGGUUCAAUCGCAGCAAAUUAAUCCGCAACAACAUGUCAAAUGAUUUCUGUUGAAAUUUUGGUGUUACCUCAAUUCUCGUUAAACGUUCCAGUUAAGAAUUUUAUCUUUCUUACAAGAUUUAUCAUCAUUAGUUAUUAGAACAUCACAAAAUUUCAUAAAAUGUACUUUUUUUUAUACAAAUUAUCAUUUACCAUUAAAAAAAAAUAAAUAAAUAAAAACUCUUAAGGAGUGUACCAUUAAAAAAAAAAUAAAUAUCGGAUUAAUAUUUUUAAAAAAAUA
This is a messenger RNA of Culicoides brevitarsis, 766 nucleotides long. RefSeq names its product TOX high mobility group box family member 4-B-like. The coding region runs from base 192 to 530 and encodes 112 amino acids. The transcript has 2 exons. Lineage: Eukaryota; Metazoa; Arthropoda; Insecta; Diptera; Ceratopogonidae. The record is from RefSeq and is a predicted model, not a curated record.